AUGAGACUUGCAAUCUCUUCCCUCCUUGUGGGUGCGGUCUGUGGACUUUGUGAAGGCGGUGUCUUGCCCAUCAGACAAGCGCCAAAUCCACCACCAUGCUCUCCCGUGACCCUUUGGAACUACAUCACGGUCACUCAAACUGUCGUUCGUGUCCCUGCAACAGUCACUAUCCUUCAGCAAGAUCCCAAUGCGAUUGCGAGCUCCAUGGCUCACGUGGACACGGAGCAAGUCAGCAUCGAGAGCAUCGAGAAUCCUGUCUCCGCCAAACCAAUCCCUGCCACUCAAACCUUCGUUCAUUCUAUCUCGGUCUCUGGCUACGAAGCCACUGAAGUUCCCAACACCGGUGCCUCCGUUUUCUACAUGUCGAAGGGUCCUGCCACCACGGACUGGGCCUACUCGCCGUCAGCGUCUAUCGUCGCAGAAGUCACCACUGUCACUGUCCUGCCUGUUCCGGCUGUCAAAUCUGCCCAACAGGAAGCCCAGUACAAUACAACCGACGCCACUUUUCACACCCCCUUCUCUAGCCCCUCUGCUGGUUGGAAUGGCACUUCAACUGGGUCGUCUAUCGUCGGACCUGCAGACGCAAGCUCUGGGGCACCUGCGACCGGCACUGGCUUCUCCUAUGGGCCGCCUACCCCCCUCGCUUCCUCAACAGAAGUCCAAGCAACCCAGCCCGUAUACACAACCACAAUCACCCAGGUUGCUACGGUCUACGCAACGAGUCUCAACCCUGUGAGCGGAUAUGGAACACCAGCGUAUGGCUACGACGUCUCCACAUACAGUUACGAUGCGGGCUUGUCUGCUGGUGAAGACCUAGUGAAGAGACAGACUUGUGUGUGGAUUUCUGCCACGAUCGGUGGCCAGGAGGUUGGAUGGUGCAAUAAUUGGGCCGGAGGCUCAACGUUGACUUACACUUCAUGGGAAACAACCACGACUCCUACUUACAUCCCAGGUAUUGGUCCCAUCACCAAGUCAGGCACCUCGUCAAUAGAUUCAGCUGGAGGGUCCGUCACGAUCCAGACAUCCACCAAUUUGGCCAGCUCCUCACCACCCGCCGCAACACCAACAGCUUGUGGCCAGACCGGUCCCUUCCAAAUUGGAUUUGACGACCUACCCGUCUUCUCUACGACUGACAACAACACUGCAGACUUCCCACCUAUCUUCAAUCCCUACGAGCACUUCUUCUGGGGUGACGGAUGGGCCUACGUACCACCACCGACGGAGCCGUUCCCUCCACAGUCCGGCAACCGACUUGCCCAGUUUGUCCCGUCGCUCAACAACACUGUCGGUGGUUCUACGGACGCGGGUGCCAUCCCACCCAGUUCAUUCGGAGCUGGACCUCGCAAUUAUAACAACAACUACUGGUUCAGCGCCAGUUCCGCUUAUGUCGGAUGCGACAACGGGUCCAGAAAUUUGAGCCAGAUCUGUGACUUUGUUGCCACAGCUUAUCAGUGGGACAAUGUCACUCAGACGGAGGUGGUGGUAGCCACCCAACAUUUCCGCAUUCCCCCAUGCCCAGACUUCAACAAGUGCCAACUCACGCAAAUUGCUUUCAACUAUCUCUUCUACAAGAUGUCAACGCUGAGCUUUUACGCCAAUGUUCAAGGCCAGGUCAGUCAGUUCUGGAUUGACAGUAUUGACAUGAAUUGGUACAACAACACUUGCGCAGCUGGUCUGGCUCGUAUGCAGUCGAGGAAGAUAUGA
Molecule: messenger RNA, 1704 nt
Organism: Cladophialophora immunda
Lineage: Eukaryota; Fungi; Ascomycota; Eurotiomycetes; Chaetothyriales; Herpotrichiellaceae
Exons: 4
Coding region: 1-1704 (567 amino acids)
Source: RefSeq, a predicted model, not a curated record